Molecule: messenger RNA, 390 nt
Organism: Fusarium coffeatum
Lineage: Eukaryota; Fungi; Ascomycota; Sordariomycetes; Hypocreales; Nectriaceae
Exons: 1
Coding region: 1-390 (129 amino acids)
Source: RefSeq, a predicted model, not a curated record
AUGACCACAACCGCAACGCCCAUUCAACUGGACUCCAAGACCCCUGUCACCACAGUCAACGCCCCCAACGACUGCGCAAUCCACGGCCUCUCUCAGACCCCUCAUCUCGACAACCUUCUCCAAUCUCGCCCCAGAGCCGAACUUCAAGGCCUCGCCGACGCCGUAGAGACUUUGAAGCACGGCGACCAAUGCGCCAAAUGCGCCGUCCAAGCCGCUGUCAGCAUCAUAGCAGGCUUUGUGCAGGAAGUUUACACGGCGAAGAAGAGUGGUAAACUUUCCAAGGAGGAUAAGAAAGCGCUCAAAUCAGAGGUCAAGGAUAUUAUGAGGGGGAUGAAGGGGGAGAUCAGGGCUCAGAAGGAGGACUUCAAGAGUGAACUCAAGAGCCGAUGA